AUGAAUAAGGAAGUGUGUAAAAGGUUCAAGAAUGUAAAGGAAUGGUUUCCCGAUAAAUUGGACAGCAAGGGAGAGUAUCAAAUUAAUAAUAAAGAACAUCUCAAUAAAUAUUGUAAUAGUGGCUGUGAUAAUUCUCUCGAUAAAAUUAGUGCUGGAUGUUUAUAUUUUUUUAAUGAAUUCUUUAAGGAUUCUUCUGCGUUUAAGGAUCUUGCAAAAAGUAACAUUAAUAUUGUUGAUUACAUUAUUAUAUGGUUAAGUUAUAUGUUAAACCUAAAGGAAAAUACUAAUAGCAACGUCACCCAUCUACAACAUUUUUAUGAUACAACUAUAAAUAAUGAUAAGUACAAACAUCCUAUAGCUAAUGUUUCGGAGUAUACAAAUUAUAAGAAUCUCAUAGAUAAAAAACAUGAUUUGAAGAAUAUGGAUAUAAAUAAAAAUAAUAUAUCUAAAUUAUAUGAUGCAUUUAAUAUAUUAUGUAAUAUGUAUACUGAAUUUGAUGAAGGCAAAUCAGAUUGUACAAACUUUUCGGAAAAAGCUAAUCAAUUUAUUGGAAAAUAUAAAGAACUUGAUGAAAAUUGCAAUAUUACUGGAAACAAUUCAUGUAGUAAAAUAUUGUUUACUUUAUUAUCUGAUUAUAUUAAUUUUAAAAAUAAAUGUAACGAUAUUCCAUCUCUUCCAGGGAUAGCAUCAGAAUUUUUUGCUCCAAGUUCGUCGAUAGCAACAAAAUUAUUUAUAGUUUUAUCGAUAUUUGGUGCAAUAGGAAUUUUUUUUGGAAUUUCGUAUAAGUAUUCAUUAUUUGGAUUUCGAAAACGAUUUAAAAAACAACAAAUAAGAGAAAAAAUAAAAAAUAUAAAGAAGAGAAUGAAUUAUUAA
Molecule: messenger RNA, 873 nt
Organism: Plasmodium yoelii
Lineage: Eukaryota; Apicomplexa; Aconoidasida; Haemosporida; Plasmodiidae
Product: PIR protein
Exons: 3
Coding region: 1-873 (290 amino acids)
Source: RefSeq, a predicted model, not a curated record